AUGGCCUUUGUCAGAGCAAAGAGUCUCUCAGCUCUCCGGGCCCCCCUACCAACGUUUCAAGCAGCGAGCGCAGGGAUGUUGCUCAUAUUGAGUCUCUUCGUAGCUUCGGCCUCGGCCUACGACGGCAACAUUUGUUGCAUGAAAGCCGCGCGAGUGCAUGACAGACGGAUUGCCUUGGACCAGGACCCUUGGGAUGCGUGCGCCCUGAACGACACCGAUACCUACGCUGGAGGGACCACAUUCCCUUCGGUAAACGUCACCAUGGGAUGGUGCAAAGCAAACUGUCCUGGCAGCCAGCAAAGCGACUUAUCGCAGUGGCUGCAGCCGCUGACCAGUUGGGUCGUGCCUUAUAUCGGUCUUCUCCUCCUAUGUCCUUUUGGCGGAAUCACGAAGUCGAAGCCAACGGGAACAAUGACGAAGCCUGCCUAUGCCUGGAGAUGGUUCUGGCAGUUUGUGCGAGGAUAUACUCAAGAGUGGAUCAAUUUGCUGGGCGACCCAGCAAGUGCCAUCUUUGGUGCUUUUUCAGAAAUUCGGUCUGAUGUGAUAAUGUUGCGUGAGAUCAGCAUAGCGCGUCGUCAAUCCAAGAGACCGUAUUUGCGGCACACCCCUUGGCUUGAACUUCUGAAAUGGGUGGUCAUCCUAGUUGGCGACACUGAAUUUACUCAAGGCAGUCAUAGGCAAGAUACUGAAAUAGAGAUGGCCCAAGCACAAAAAGGUCGAAUGGUUGACCACAUGCUCGCGAGCAAGACGGAGUAUGAACACAACGCACUGGUCUCGCCAGAGCCUGAUAGAGGAGUGGAUGACACAUCCCCAGAUCGAAUGCUGGUGGAAAACGCCAUCAAGACUCUCGUCGAAGCCCGCACCGACUUCUUCAAGGCCGUCUUCUUGCCUACAAUCCUCUUCCUCGCUGUGACAGCGUCGAUCUUCUAUGAUGCUUACACCCUGCUCGGUGAUACUGACACUGCAAAUGGAUUGGCUUGUGGAAUCUGGUAUUCUUGGUUGGUGAUUCUCUCUGUCGCCGCAAACUGCUUCGCUGGCAGUGUGAAUGCAGGCUUGACCAAGACGACGCUGGGUCGAUAUAUCGAUCUGAGUGAACGGAGUCUCCCGCUACGCGAGCGGUAUUUCAACAGUAUGCUAUGGGAUGAAUGGUUGGCGCGCAUCCAGACAAACCCACAAGAGACUUUGUCCGAUUUACGCCCGACAGAUAUACUAUUGCUCCACGUAAAGGACGACAAUACUGUUUUCUUGGAAGCACGCCAGAAAGUCAAAUCCUCAUCGAUCACUAUAGGUAACGGACUUCAACUGCUCAUCGGGCACAGCUGUGCAUGGCUGUGCGUUGCGACACCAGUCGCGGGAGCCUUUAUUAUUUCAUAUAACACUCCUACUGUCGGUUUGGAUUGUUUGUCAUUCAACUUCCUCGUCUAUGGAAUCCUUGCCUUCGUCACUCCCGCCCUUCAUGUCGCCUACCAGUGGACCCUUCGCAAUAAGGGAAACAAAUACAUGAAAGCAGCGCUUAAGACGACCUACUGGCUCUUCGUCUGUGCCAACGCAGCGGUCCUCACUAUUGGCACCGUAUUGCAAUUAGCUGGCGUCUACCGGAGCUGCCAGUGCCAACUCCUGUUCGCCUCGGAAUCCGACCUCAUCGAAGUGAACCGCAACACUCCUCUAGCGGUUGAAAAUGCAAAGAAAUACUGGCUUCCAGUGGGAUACGUGGCAUUUGGACUUGUUUGGGUGGUUUGUGGCCUUGUGACGGCAGCAAGGGCGUAUAUCACAGUUCACAUUGUCGAUACGGAUCGGUAG
Molecule: messenger RNA, 1800 nt
Organism: Fonsecaea erecta
Lineage: Eukaryota; Fungi; Ascomycota; Eurotiomycetes; Chaetothyriales; Herpotrichiellaceae
Exons: 2
Coding region: 1-1800 (599 amino acids)
Source: RefSeq, a predicted model, not a curated record